UAUGUUCCUCAACACCUGUGAUCCACCCAUUCCCCUUAAUUUGUGUGAAUAUAGUGCUCAGCCUCAGCUUUGUCUAGACCUUGAAGUGCUCAUAAUUCGUGAUAAAAUAUUAAUUAAUCAGUGCUAUAGCUAUUAAAAUCGCUGCUUAUUCGUUCCUGUGCAUAAAGUUAAGGAUAGCCUACUUGCAUUCAUGAACUACGUAAAUUGCAAACAUUAAAUAGGUGUAUCUACUCAGUGCGAUAAGCGGCGUCCAUUUUGUGUUGCAUCAGCUUUGCAUAGCAACAGCAUUUAUUCGGCUUAAUUCUUAUAAAAUUUAAUCUUUCUUCUUCACUUCAUAUCUUGCUUUAAGCUAUUUUUAUUUAGUUAAUAAAUUUAUAACAAAUUAUUGCUUUAAUACAAUUUCAGUAACCUAAAACCAGAAUAACAAGAACUCCGUUAGGAAUUUCGAUUCAAACCUUAAGAUAUUCCCUAAAUCAGCUGGAAAUUAGUGUGUUCUUUAAAUUCAUACGGUCCUAACCGUGCAUUCCAGUGAUUACGGGGGUUCUGCCCACAUUCCUGUGCCAAGCAGUGCAUGUUGUUGUCACGUCACGUCACCUACUUCGCUGCAAGUCAACGUGCCAGUGGACCAGUUGUCAAGACUUUUAAUUGGGCAGAUAAUAAAACAGCUGGUCCGGCGCCCGUCAUUAGCGCGGCCAGCGCGUGCGCCGCUAACGCGUCAGCUGAUCCGGAGAUAUUGUUAUGCACAGCUUUAGUUAAAAUAACGAACGUCAAUAAUAACAAAUCUCACAUUGUUCGAGCUAUGUUAGAUCCCGGUUCGCAGAAAUGUUUCUUGACUGAACGCAUGAAAAAUAAGUUAGGAUGUUCUGACAAUAACAAAAAGUCAGCUUGCGUGUACGGCUUAAAUAAAUUAUCAUUUACGGUCUCAGAUCGAUGUGAGCUCACUGUAAGUUCGUUAACGAGUCCUUAUGAAGUUAAUAUUCGUUGUUUCGUGGUGGAGCACCUUAUAGACAGCCUACCUAACAAUUAUGUAGAUACCUCGGAAUUGAACAUACCUGCGGACAUUCAGCUGGCGGAUCCUGGGUUUUAUCGUCCUUCUGAAAUCGAUUUGCUACUUAGUGCUGAAUUUUUCUUCAAUAUCACGACGUCGGAGAAAAUAGAACUUGGACCAAACAAGCCUAUUCUUCAGUCUUCAAAACUAGGCUGGUUGGUCGCGGGGCCCACGGGUGACGUCGAGUCGGAUGAGGACGAGAUUGUGCGUUGUUGCUUUACGAAACAAAUCUCACAAGAUCUCACACGGUUUUGGGAACUUGAAGAAAUUUCAUUACCAAACGUCACUAAUAGCGAGGAGGAUAAUAUUUGCGAAAAACACUUUUUAGAUAAUACGCGGCGUUUAGAUAACGGUCGAUUCUUAGUUAAAAUGCCGUUACGUGAAAAUCCGGAAACCGCACUUGGCGAUAGUUUUAAUAUGGCGAAAAAACGAUUCUUGAACUUAGAAACUAGAUUGGAAAAAAAUCAAGUACUUAAAAAACAGUAUUGCGACUUUAUCAAGGAGUACGAAGAACUAGGUCACUUGAGUAAAAUUGACAAGCCCGACUUCGGUUAUUACGCCCCCCACCACCCAAUUAUUCGUGACAGCGAAACUACAAAAUUGCGGGUAGUUUUUGACUGUAGUGCUAAAUCAAGCACACAAAUAUCCCUUAAUGAUAUACAGCAUAUAGGACCCGUUAUACAGGAUGAAUUAUUCGAUAUCUUGAUUAGGUUUCGCCAACAUAAAUUUGUUUUGUCCGGGGACAUACAAAAAAUGUACCGGCAGAUUGUCUUGGACGAAUCGCAGCGCCAUCUACAAUUAAUCCUUUGGAGGGACGAUAAAACCAAACCGCUUGAUGUACUUAGGCUAAAUACGGUGACUUAUGGUACCAGCUCAGCGCCUUUCUUAAGCGCUAGGUGUAUAGUACAGUUGGCAAAUGAAUGUCCUGACAAAGUAGUGUCAGAAAUAAUUAAACAUGAUUUUUAUUAUGAUGAUUUCCUGAGUGGCGCCGAAAGUGAAAACGAGCUAAGAUGA
Molecule: messenger RNA, 2062 nt
Organism: Cydia fagiglandana
Lineage: Eukaryota; Metazoa; Arthropoda; Insecta; Lepidoptera; Tortricidae
Exons: 3
Coding region: 572-2062 (496 amino acids)
Source: RefSeq, a predicted model, not a curated record